CCCACCUCCAUGUUGACUUUAUUCUCCAAGGCGCCUCCCACUCCUCCUCCAGAAAACGCGGAUGUUAUUCCUUGCACCGGCAUCGAUCUUGCUGCGCGACGAAUGGUCGUCACCACAGGCUUGAUUGUUGACUGCAAGCUAGAUCCAAACAAGCUCCAAACAACACUAGCCUCAUUAGUCGAACACAAAUUUCCGAGGGCAGGAGCAAGGCUUGCGUUCAGAAAUCAAGUCUGGGAGUUCCAUGUACCGCACCAAUUCGACGAAACUACGCCACCGAUAGCGUUCACAUCGCAUGACUAUGCAGAGCUUUAUGCAAGCUCGAGCCGUCCCCAUAUCGAACACAUCAGGCGAUCUUCCUCACUAGAGCCUUUUGUUUGUGACCUGCCGAUCCUGGACAGCUUUCUUCGCUCACCGAACUGCCCAAAAACAACGGACGGUUACUUGGCCCCAAACACGCCUCUGCUUCAAGUCCACGUGUCGACCUUUGAUGACCUCACUUUCCUUGGUGUCACUUCCACGCACAUUCUACUUGAUGCUGUAGGAACUGGUCAACUUCUACGGGCUUGGACGCGCCUUCUGGAUGGCGAAGCGCUCGAGGAUAUACCGGGAAUGCCGAGAGAUUUACAGCCCUUCGAGCCACUAACGCUAACAACGACGAAUGAGACCAAUAUACCCCAUAUGCGUGGGUGGUACAAGUUAGGGCUCUUCAGCACUUGCUUGUUUUUGGUAAAUUUUCUAUGGAGGCUCUGGCGCGAGCCUAAGGAGGAGGUGAAACUUGUCAGAGUGCCCAAAAUUUUCCUGGAACGGAUGAAGAAGGAAAUCUUAGAUCAAUUGGCCGCACACGCUUCAGAAGAGUGGGUAGGCAGCUCAGAUGUGAUGCUUGCUUGGUGGUACAAGACAAGCUAUAAUCAUCGGUUUGACUUGACCCGUCUGCAUGUCCACCUACCUGUGAACUUGCGCGACAUAUCCUUCUUCUCAAGCCCAGAAUUCGGAGACGAGCUAAAAAAGUCUGUCCACCCCAUAUAUCAACAACGCCGUUGCAUCCAUCGCAGUUCCACCACUCCCCAUCUCAGUGUUGCGCAGGUCCCCUAUUUCCCACACUGCCCUUCAUUUUCGACGAGCUAUACUUGCCUAUCACGCCGAUACCUCUGGGAUCGCGGCGGACAUCCGUUGGCGUUGUUCCUAUCCACUUCGAGCUCUAAUGCCAUGCCCCCCUGGAGCAGAAUAUGCUAUACAGUCAAGUUGGCGCAUGGCCCGGUUAUCUGA
Messenger RNA from Mycena indigotica, 1266 nucleotides. RefSeq lists its product as uncharacterized. The transcript has 3 exons. Lineage: Eukaryota; Fungi; Basidiomycota; Agaricomycetes; Agaricales; Mycenaceae. The coding region runs from base 10 to 1266 and encodes 418 amino acids. The record is from RefSeq and is a predicted model, not a curated record.